AUGUCCCUGACCUCCGGAAGCUUGUCCUUUAGUGCGCAACACAGCCUCCCAGCUGACCAACCCACCCUGGUCCGCUGCUUGUACCCCUCGAGUUUGGCUGGCGCUUCCAAAACCACCCUCCACGCCCUCUUCGAUAUACUCAGCCACCAUGAGACCUACAGAGAAGUGAGGAGCUUUAGGGAACCAGAGACUAUUUCCCAUUAUGGGCAUCCCUUUACCCUUCGCAACACUAAGGCUAGUUGGACAGCCUCCCAUGCUACCGACUCAUCGGCACCAUUGUUUGCUGGCGUAUUUCGAAGUAUAGUCCUCACGAUUCCAGGCAUUCGUGACCUCCCGGGAGAAUUCUGGAAUGUCAGGUUACAGGGAAUCUUGGAGAAGUUUGCUGAAGUAGGCUUGUCUGAAAGCUACGACAAAUGUACUGUGAGUACCAGGAAGACUUUGGCCACCGCAGCGUCGGCAAUCCAUGGGGUCGUUUCAAGAGGGGUCCUCGGAGGGGUCGCCAAAGGGCCUCGAAGAGAUCUCCAUGGACACUAUGAGAGGUCAAAGGCCGAGGACCUGGAAAAGGCAUGGGAGGAUGUUGUCCAUGAGCUCCUCUACGGCGAUCUCAUCGAUGAAUUGUUUGCUUUCGCGACAGAAACGGAAAACCUCGAAGAACACUCGCCUGCUGUUCAUGCGGCUGCCGACUAUAUCAUCCUUCAUCUGGCAAGCUUGAUUCACCACGUCGUGGUCCUGUCCCCUGAUGGACCUUACAUCAUACGGUUGCUUGAGGGUGUCCACAAAUUACUCCCCUACACCAUGAUCAAAAAGAUCUUACGCAUUGGAAAUGCAGCCACCAUGGUUCAAGGCAUGAUGCGUCUACUGCUGGCAAAAGUAAGCGUGGGUGCACUAUCAAACUGGGUCGGCUUAACGCAGAAUGCCAAAGACGGCAUGAACUUACUUCAAAGCUUUGAUCAUCGCAAAAUUACCGAACGUAUUGAAAAGGAGACAGGGGGUGAUUCUCCCCCCCAAGAGUGCCUCGACGCGCUCAAACGCUAUGCUGCAAGACCGAGAGAAGAGCACGAAUUCAUUCGCAACCUGAGUAUGGAGAACUCAACUUCCAUGGUUGCGACAAUCCUCGGAUUUACCAAUCCGGACUUCCUGUCCGCGUUAUCAGAAGCCCAGCAUUCACGGUGUCAUCAGUAUUUCGCAGAACUGAUUAUUACAAGAGACCUGGAAGAGAUCAUCAACAUCUUAUGCCGACAGACUCCAGACCUCUUUACACAAGCUCUCAAGGACAUAGUGGCUACUUUCGACCCUAUUAUCCGCGAGGUUCACGAGCAUAUCGAUCUCCGCGAAUAUGUCUCAGCUACUGAAAGCUUCCUGACGGACUUCAUCAAUCUCAGCAAAGGCACACCAGCUACUUCAAGUCGCUUAAGCUCAUUCGCAGCCGCCUUCCGCAAGUCUGACACAGUAAAAGCACGGACACCUUCAGUCGAAGACUACGUUGACCUUUUAAGGAGGAACAAGCAUAUAAUCUACCGCUGGGUUCACCAAGUUGCUGCUCGUUGUCCGACUAUCCGUGACGAGUUUCAUGCUUGGGCAAAGGAAUCAGCGAAGGUAUUCCAGCGGGCGACAAAGGAAGCUUCUUCCUCGCCUAUAAACCCUGAAAAUGAACAUGAGGGAGCUGGUGCUUUGAGCAACGGCCUUCAAAACUUGUGGUUAUCACUUCCCCCGGACACUCGCAGUAACAUCCUACCCUCUAUCGACGCUCACGCAAAGUACCUCGCAGAGCUUAAACAACUUUCCCGUGCCCGCAUGCAACGCAUUCUCGAUAACAUCCAUUCAAUAUCUCCCACUCCAUCACCGGUCAACUCCCAGUUCUCGGCAACUGUGUCGUGCUCCCACCCUUCCUUGUCCGAAUCUCCUCAAACCUCCACGCCCCUCUCCGGCUCACCCUGCGACACGUCCACAAGCUACACAUCAUCCCAUACUUUUCCUGUCUCGCGAUCCAACAGCCCUCUCCGCCUUACCUCAACAGGAUCCCACACCGGACCAGGGAUGUACCUUUCCCGUUGGGAGAACCUGCUUAACACCACGCCCAUCGGGCCCGCAACGGCGAGGGGCCCAAUCAGGAGCGGCAGGGAGGUCAGACCGAAGCCAGUGGUUGGAGAUGUUUGGGAGAUGGCGGGGGAGCCGAAACCGCCGGAUGUGGAAAAGGUUGUUGUGGCAUUGGAAGAGGGUUUCAGACGGCUGGUCGGGAGCAAGAUGAAGGGCAGGGGAGAUUUGGGGUUAAAAACAUAG
Thermochaetoides thermophila DSM 1495 is the source of this 2280-nucleotide messenger RNA. RefSeq lists its product as uncharacterized. Lineage: Eukaryota; Fungi; Ascomycota; Sordariomycetes; Sordariales; Chaetomiaceae. The transcript is spliced from 4 exons. Gene Ontology annotation, molecular function: phosphatidylinositol binding. Bases 1 to 2280 code for a protein of 759 amino acids. The record is from RefSeq and is a predicted model, not a curated record.